AUGGUCGAAGCAAGUGAUUUGGUCAUCCACCAUCGGGUCUUGCAAAAAUUUCUGCAAGAUGCUGGGACCAGUUUGUCGCAACCAAACUCAACACGGGUAGCCAAAGCGCGAGAAAAGCUAGCCAAACUUUCUGUGAGCCAAUUUGCAGAGUUGAGCACGGACGUUUACGAUGAAUUGCAGAGAAGAACGAAUACGUCACCACAAAAGCCCAAGACGCUAUUGCCAAAGCCUACGUUUCACCCUAAGAGAAAUCAGGCGCGUGAGAAGCUAGCCUCUUUGCAAGAAUCACGGUUUGGUGAUCUGGCCAAAGAUAUUGCAUAUGAGGUUGAAAGAAGAGGAUUUCACGAAAGUGUUGAGCAACCAAGUUAUUCGGAGAAUGUUUAUGGAAAUCAAAGGUCCAUGGAUAAACCAUACGAGAAUCUUGACAUCCUCAAGCACUCUCCACAGAGAACAGGGGUCGAGCAAACCAGGCAGGUCCCAACAAAUGUCUUUCCAUCCACCACUUAUGCUGAUGAGUCGUUUAUGAAUGACAGUACCCUAGAGAUUUCCACACCGGUUGCAGAUGCCUUUCAGAAAGAGAUUCGCUCAAAGCUUGUGGUUCCUUCUAAAGCCUCCCUUUCGUGGUCGAGUGAUGAAGAUGAAGAUGCGGUAUUUCCCAAGGCAGCUAACGAGGUUAAAUUGAAUGGCUCUCCUGUCAAUGAACGACUUUCGUUGCGUCGUAGCAAGGAAACCGACUUGAAAUUGUUGAUGGAAGAAAGCACCAAGAUGGAUCAGAAGAUCACUGCUCUCGAGUCCGAGAAAUACUCGCUUUUGUCCGAUAUAGAGGAUUUAGAGAUAAAGCUCAAAGCUAAAGAGGAAGAACUUGUGAAGCAGCAGAAGGCUUGGAGUCUGGAGAAACAGGGUCUCGAUCAACAGCUAAAAGAACUGCAGCAAAACUUGGAGUUCAAGCACGAAGAGCUUGAAAACACCAAGCAAAUCACGAGUGACUGGGAAGGAAGACACAAAGCUGUAAACGAUGACUUUGCCAGAUUGCAGGAAAUGUAUGAGGAUCUCACUGAUAAGCAUAGGCAGACGUCGGAAACUCACCAGGAAUUGGUCCAGGAAAAGACUUUGCUUAUGGAGCAGAUUUCCAAGCUUCAAGAUGUCAAUAUGGCUCAUCAAUCAAAUGCUUCUGAUAGCUCACAUCUAAUCGAGGAGUUGGCCAAUCUGAAGCAAGCACAUGCCAAACUCCAAGCCGAUAACGAGACCAUGGCCAGAACCGUCUUGGAUCACCAGAACUUGAAUAAGCAGUACGAUGCUUUGAAGGAAGAACAUUCGAAUCUCCAGAGAUCUGUACCCACUGUGGAUCUGACCUCUGAACUGAAGAGUCUCCGUUUGUCGCACUCCGCUCUCCAAGCCGAGAAUGAGCGGCUCAAAAAGUCCUCUGCCAACUCGACAGCAUCUAAUCCUGAAGAUGUGGUAGCUUUGAAGAAGCAAGUCAUUGACUGGCAACAGAAAUACCAGAGUGCUUCUGGAGAUUUUAUUGCCCAGUCCUUGAAUGGAUCCCCUCUUAGUGACCAGUAUAUCAAAUCAAUGACAGCGUCUUCGGGCCUCCUUCUUGCUUCGUCCGUUUCAAAUCUGAUGGCCUCGUCAAAGGUUUUCCUCUUGGGUUUGGAACCAGAAACUCUUGACGUCGAUAUUUUUUUCGAUGGAGUGUCGCAGUUUGCAACCUUUGCUGGUGUGAUUGCUAGCGAAGGGGAAUCUGAUGGUUCCCCUUCUUCCACUGAACAGUGUCGCUUUGUGCGUGCUGCAAUUGCGAACUUCAUAACUGCAUCUCGGUAUUACGCUAUCUACAACAAGUCUAUUCCGAAACUGGUUGUUCAAGCGGCUAUGAAUGAUGUCUGUUUUACAGUGUGUGACUUGAUCGCAGCUGCCAAGAUCAGAAGCGGGACUGACAAAGCAUCAACCAUCUUGAAGACGCCCAUUUCGGACAGGUUUCCCUCAGAGGUUCCCAGAAGCUACUCGACCAAGCCAGAAGAUGACGUGUCUCCCGUUCGCCCCUUGAAAAUGGCGCAGAGACUGGGGUCUGCUACACCCAGCCCUGAAGCGACAUUGCCAAGGACGAGAGACUCUCCUACUCCUCGCAUGUCGUUUUUAGUCAAGCCUGGUUCCAAGCUGAAGGAUGAUGUAAUGUCAACUCCUAACAGUAAAGAUGUUACCUCUCAAGCGUCACCCAGUUCUACAAAGAGCUCAAGCAUUCUUUCCAAGGUGCAACAGUUUGAAUCUCCCGAGAAACUGCAGAACACGAAAAGGUACUCACCACCCAAAGAUUCAUUCCCUUCUUCUAACGCAGGUUUUUCCAAGUUUGGCCUUAAAGCCAACAACGUUUCCCCUAACCAGUCCAGAGUGACUAGCAAAGAUGAUCAGGAUUAUUCUCCUAAUGGUAAGGCCAUACCCUUGAACACUUCAACAAUAGAAAAUCGCAAGCCAUCCGACGGUUCAGCUCAGCGAUCCUUCCAGCCAUCUGCAGUGGACAAUCAACGCAAGGUGACAGCCAAGGAAAAUUUUGACAUUAGCAGAUUCGACAUUAGAGACCCGGAUAACACUCUGGAAGAAUUGUUGCACUAUCUAGAGCACCAGACCGUGGAAGUGAUUGCUGCCAUUCAGAUGCUGCUGGCAUCAAUCAAGGAUCCAAACAUCACGAUUGGUGCCUUGCGUACCAACGCGGAGCAGAUUCUGAAUGUUAUCCACCAAAUGGUGGAAGCAACAAGCACAUCCAUGAACCAGACAAGAAAUGCUAUGCUCAAGGAACACGGCAGUUGGAUAGUCCAGAGUCUUGUCGAUUGCGCAGGAAGGAUGAAAUCACUGUGUGCAUCCAGCUCGAAGGAUCAGGAGUUUGCGGACAAGAACUUCAAGCAGAGAUUGGCUGGAGUAACUUUCGAUAUCGUGAGAAGUACUAACGAAUUGGCAAAGACCGUGGAAGAGGCAAGUUUGAAGGAGGAAAUCGCCAUACUUGAUGCCAGACUCCAGCACGGCGUUGUGGUGAACUGA
This is a messenger RNA of Kuraishia capsulata CBS 1993, 3030 nucleotides long. RefSeq lists its product as uncharacterized. The transcript has a single exon. Gene Ontology annotation, molecular function: MAP kinase scaffold activity. The coding region runs from base 1 to 3030 and encodes 1009 amino acids. Lineage: Eukaryota; Fungi; Ascomycota; Pichiomycetes; Pichiales; Pichiaceae. Gene Ontology annotation, cellular component: cell cortex of growing cell tip; incipient cellular bud site; cellular bud tip. Gene Ontology annotation, biological process: bipolar cellular bud site selection; pseudohyphal growth; invasive filamentous growth. The record is from RefSeq and is a predicted model, not a curated record.